AUGAAGGAGAUGAAGCAGAGGAGGAAGAAGGAGCGCACGUGGGCCGAGGCCGCCCGCCUGGUGCUGGAAAAUUACUCAGAUGCUCCUAUGACCCCAAAACAGAUUCUGCAGGUCAUAGAGGCUGAAGGUCUAAAGGAAAUGAGUGGCACGUCUCCCCUGGCCUGCCUCAACGCCAUGCUCCAUUCCAACUCCCGGGGAGGGGAUGGGCUCUUUUACAAACUGCCUGGACGCAUCAGCCUUUUCACACUCAAGAAAGAUGCCUUGCAGUGGUCCCGGAACUUGUCAGUGCCAGAAGGGGAGGAGCUGGAGGACACAGCAGAUGCAGAAAGCUGUGGGUCCAAUGAAGCCAGCACUGUGAGUGGUGACAACGAUGUGUCUCUUGAUGAAACUUCUUCUAACGCCUCGUGUUCCACUGAAUCUCAGAGUAGGGGACCUGCUACCAGGGAGAGCUACAGAACUGCUUCCCAGACAGCCAAACAGAAGAAGAAGACAGGUGUGAUGUUGCCACGGGUGGUGUUAACUCCACUGAAAGUAAAUGGGGCACACAUGGAGUCUGCCUCGGGCUUCACAGGAAGGCAUGCUGAUGGAGAAAGCAGCAGCACAUCCAGCAGCAGCAGCAGCUCCUUGGCCCUGUGCAAAACCAGCCUGCGCAGUAGGACAGAGAUAAACAGGGAUCCUCCACAGCUGCUGAGGGGCAUCCGAAAGCCCACGGCUGGGCAAAUGAAACGGAACAGGGGUGAGGAUAUUGACUUUGAAACCCCAGGCUCCAUCCUUGUCAACACGAACCUGCGAGCGCUGAUCAACUCCAGGACCUUUAACGCACUUCCAUCACACUUCCAGCAGCAGCUGCUUUGCCUCCUGCCUGAAGUUGAUAGACAGGUGGGGGCUGAUGGGCUGAUGCGCCUCAGUGGCAGCGCUCUGAACAACGAGUUCUUCACCCACGCUGCACAGAGCUGGAGGGAGCGGCUCGCUGAUGGUGAAUUCACUCAUGAGAUGCAAGUUCGAAUCCGGCAGGAGAUGGAAAAGGAAAAGAGAGUGGAGCAAUGGAAAGAGAAGUUCUUCGAGGACUACUAUGGGCAAAAGUUGGGCUUGACCCAGGAAGAAUCCCAGGCACAGAAUUCGGUGCAGGAGGACGCUGAGAACAGGACAGAGCUGUCUGUUAAAGCAGAAGCGAGGCUGCCGCGCGGGCCGACCACGCGCCAGAGGGACGGGCGCUUCCGGAAACGCUCCCGGGCCGACCUGCGGUGCCGGGCCAGGAGGAGCCUGUACAGACUGCGGGAACCUGAGCACACCGAGGCUCCCAAAGAGCUUGCUCCUGUGGGGCCAGAUCCCUCGCUUCAUAAAGAGCCAAAACCUGAGACAGACCUGAAGAAGGACGAUCUGAGCAGCCCCUCCACUGCAGGAUUGAAGGCAGAGAGUACUGAACUGCACCUCUCUCCAGAGACUUCCAAAUCAAACAGCAAAUCAGAAGAUCCAUCAUUGGCAGCUGCCGGCAGAAUUCCCAGUUUGCCCCAGGAGAGCUCUGCUCAGGAGUCCAAGGAACAGAAGAGGAAAAGCUUUGAGGAGGCUGCCUCUGCGUCCUUCCCCGAAAAGAAGCCCCGGCUUGAAGAUCGUCAGUCCUUUCGUAACACAAUUGAAAGUGUUCACCCAGAAAAGCCACAGCCUACUAAAGAGGAGCCCAAAGUCCCACCCAUCCGGAUUCAACUUUCACGUAUUAAACCACCCUGGGUGGUUAAAGGUCAGCCCGCUUACCAGAUCUGCCCCAGGAUCAUCCCCAGCACGGAGCCCUCCGGCCGGGGCCGCCCUGGGGCCCGGACCCUCGCAGACAUUAAGGCCCGUGCUCUGCAAGCCCGAGCCCAGCGCGAAGCCGCCACCGCCGCCAUCGGAGGAGGGGGUGGCCCCGGAGGGGGGAGAAGCAGCGAUGAAGGAGGAGGUGGAGGAGAAUCCAGCAGCCAUUCCCAGCACAGGAGAUCCAAGAGAGCUCAUGGAAAACGUGCGUCAGAUCUACAGCGAGCACAACUACAGCUGUCUGUUCAUCUGAGCGGAGGGAAGGCUGACUCCAAAGGGGCUGCUCAGGAAGCUGGUGUGAAUUCCUGCCUCUCUUUCAGACAAGAUCACUCUUCCUCAAAAAGCGAAAGGAGUGGCAUUCCCGGAUGUGCCACAGGGUCAAGGGACGCUCAACCUGGUGAUGGGUCACCCAGGGGGCCGUUCUGUGGUGCUCUGACUGUGUCAUCCUUGGACAGUGUGACUCCUGAGAGGCAGGAGGAGAGUCCUGAACAGCUCCUCCAUGACCCAAGGACCGAACUCCCAUCUUGUCCUGCAUCACAGGAGAGCACAAAGUUGGAAUGUGCGGUUCCUGUGGUGACCAGUCUGUUGUGUUCUGGGGGACAGGGAGCUGGGGUCAGUCCUACAGGAGACAGGGCUGUGGUGGAACUUGGAGAUGUUGGUGCUCCCACCAUACAGCUGGAUUAUCCCCAUGAUGUAAAGGAAAAUCCCUCCAGUUGUCCUUUUCCUCCAGAAUUGUCAUUGGGUGUCACAGAACACCAUGAUCCAGAGAAGGUGUCUGGUUUUAGAUAUAACAGCUCCAAAACAUUUCUGGAAAAAUGUGUUGGUGAUAAUACCUCCAAAACGGUAACUGCUGGAGUGAAGAAAGCGAUCCCUGCUGUGUGUGAUGCUGCAGAGCUGCAGGCAGGGAAAGGCAGUGAUGGCAAACUGAGUAAUGAGGAACAAAAUGCAGAGGUUCUAGUGCAGCCCUCUGUGCAUGAUGACUUUCUUUCUCAGAACAGGAUAGAUACCUCUGAAAAACUCCUGCAGCCAAGGGAGAGGUGCCUCAGAACCGAACCAGAAAAAACACAUCAGCUCCUGGGAGAGACGCAGGAGGUGAAGAGAAGUGGAGAUGAAGAAAUACAGAGUACACACAGUGAAACAACAGACACUGCUUCUGAUUGGGAAGGGGACAUGGCUGAUGAGAACGUGGAGGUAGAGAUGUGCUUCAGAAGCGUCAGCUGUAGGGAGGUGGCUGUAAAAGGCUCUUCCUGUCACAGCAGCAGUGAAAAGCGCAAUGGGAUUAGGUCAGAAUUGUCUGUGGAGACAGAGAGUCCGGCCUGUUCUGGGGACUUGGUUGCACCCCCACCUCAGAGGUGGGGACCCCAGAAAGCCGAGCAACCAGUCAGCUCUGCUCGGCCCAUGUCCUCCAUCGAGACCAACAACCCUUUGGUGAUGCAGUUGCUGAAGGAGAAGCUUCCACUGGAAGAAGUUCUCCCAGUGUCUCAUGUCAACAUCAAACUGGAAAUUGCACAGCCAGUGCUUCAGAAGCCAUCAGAAAGCCUCUCCCUGCAACUAGACAGAGGCAGCAGUUGCUGUUUUGGCAAAGAAUCUCCAGAUGUAGGAAUAAAGAUGAGUGCCCAAAGCAGGAGCGAUGAUGUUCACUCAGCGAGAUCUUCCAUAGAUCCCCAGGAAAAAACCUAUGGAUCAGGGGCAGCAUUGCCUAGAGCAGAGGGUGCAGAGGAUCAGGCUGUCCCAGAAAAACAUUCCAAAGUUGGUUCGACUUUAAGCUGCCAAGACCAACUGGCGAAGGUGGCAAGUGCCUCUCCGAAGUCUGAAGAUGUCGACCCUCGGGAAAGAACAUUUUCUUCCUGUAGCUUUGAGGAGCAGAAGGAGUUGCCCAAGGUCCGGAUGUCGCAGCACAGCCCAUUAACGAGCAUUGCAGCAACUAAAAGCCCAGAGAAGCUGAAUGCCUCUACAGAGCCUCGGUUUUUGUCUCCAGCUGUAACUUCUCUUGGACCAAACCACACAGGGGGUGCAUUGGUCAAUAAAAAUUAUGGUGGGGUUCAAGGCAAAAAGCUCUUUGGUUCUGGUUUUCCUUCCAGCCCAAGUGUGAGGCUGCAUCAUUCCAGAGCUUUGGAUCACUGUUUAGCCAUGGGAACCUUGUCCCCUGGCAAACAGAUUCCCAUAGACAAGGGCUGUGCAUUGGGAGAAGGAAUCCCAGCUGCCAGGGAGGAAUGGACUUCAAAGCAGCAAAGCAGCACCCCGGGAGGGAUCAGAAAUGAGAAGGUGCUGGUGUGUGGCAGCCCAGCCAAGAGUAAUGUGGAGAACCGGGGAGAUAUGGCCCAGCAGCCCACGGAACUGGCUGGGCACACACAGAGAGAGCCACUGGUCAUGGACUGGCCCUUCUUUAAGUUUUCAAGGGAUCCGGGAAAAGGACAGAGUCACCCUUUGGAGCCUUCAUCCAUCCCCUCUCAGCUCAAUAUCAAGCAAGCAUUUUAUGGGAAGCUUUCGAAGCUGCAGCUUAAUUCCACCAGCUUUAAUUUUUCAUCCAACACUCCGGCUUUCCCCCGAGGCCUUGCUGGGAGUGUGGUGCAGCUCACCCACAAAGCGAACUUUGCUGCGAGCCGGAACACGGCCCUGGCUGUGCAGAUGUUUGCUGACAACAGCAGCGUCGACGAGAUCUCGUUCCAGUGCUCGUGCAGCCUCAAAGCCAUGAUCAUGUGCAAAGGCUGCGGCGCCUUCUGCCACGACGACUGUAUAGGACCCUCUAAGCUCUGUGUAUUGUGCCUUGUGGUGAGAUAAUAAAUUAUGGCCAUGGGA
Molecule: messenger RNA, 4587 nt
Organism: Cinclus cinclus
Lineage: Eukaryota; Metazoa; Chordata; Aves; Passeriformes; Cinclidae
Gene: ASXL1
Product: ASXL transcriptional regulator 1
Exons: 12
Coding region: 1-4569 (1522 amino acids)
Biological process (GO): positive regulation of transcription by RNA polymerase II; animal organ morphogenesis
Cellular component (GO): PR-DUB complex
Molecular function (GO): chromatin binding; peroxisome proliferator activated receptor binding; DNA binding
Source: RefSeq, a predicted model, not a curated record